UGCCCGGCCACGUCCUCCUCUGCCUGCCACCCGAGGGACCAUGUCCGCGCUCAGCUGGGGAUACGGCGAGCACAACGGUCCUAUUCAUUGGAAUGAACUUUUCCCUAUUGCUGAUGGGGAUCAGCAAUCUCCGAUUGAGAUUAAAACCAAAGAAGUGAAAUACGACUCUGCUCUCCGACCCCUUACUAUCAAGUAUGACCCGAGCUCAGCUAAAAUCAUCAGUAAUAGUGGCCAUUCCUUCAGCGUUGGCUUUGAUGACACAGAGGACAAAUCAGUUCUGCGUGGGGGUCCUCUCACUGGAAGCUACAGGUUACGACAGUUUCAUCUUCACUGGGGGUCCGCUGAUGAUCAUGGCUCUGAACACGUGGUGGACGGAGUGAGGUAUGCCGCAGAGCUCCAUGUUGUCCAUUGGAAUUCAGACAAAUACCCCAGCUUUGUGGAGGCAGCUCAUGAGCCAGAUGGACUAGCUGUCUUGGCGGUGUUUCUACAGGUGGGUGAACACAAUUCCCAACUGCAAAAGAUUACUGACAGUUUGGAUUCCAUUAAAGAAAAGGGUAAACAAACUCGAUUCACGAAUUUUGACCCAUUAUCUCUGCUUCCUCCCUCCUGGGACUACUGGACAUAUCCGGGUUCCCUGACGGUCCCACCUCUUCUUGAGAGCGUCACGUGGAUCAUUUUAAAACAACCUAUAAGCAUCAGCUCUCAGCAGCUGGCCAAAUUCCGCACCCUCCUGUGUACGGCCGAGGGGGAAACAGCAGCUUUUCUGUUGAGCAAUCACCGUCCACCACAGCCUCUGAAGGGCCGAAAAGUGAGAGCCUCUUUCCAUUAAAAGUUGUCACUGGUGGACCACCCAAACACGUCUGCAGAGAGAAAACGAAUCAAAACAAAACACAAAUCCCUAACGAUUCUUUCCUAAGAUUCUAAUUUACGGGUACCAUUUGCUGUCAGCUUCAGCAACACGAAGAAAAUCAGAUCUCUUGAAUCAAACUAACUUAAUUUACCUGUCUCAGAUUUGCUCUUGUGGGUAUUCAAGCAGUAAACAUUGUUUGAUGUGUAUUCAAACCCAUGAAAUACGUCUACUUGAACCUGCGUGAAAACACGGCCAGCAUUACAAACCUCAGACUGUAUUAAAAAUUUUCCCUUGCCAUAGAGACUGAA
This is a messenger RNA of Ceratotherium simum simum (southern white rhinoceros), 1158 nucleotides long. The record is from RefSeq and is a predicted model, not a curated record. Lineage: Eukaryota; Metazoa; Chordata; Mammalia; Perissodactyla; Rhinocerotidae.